Sardina pilchardus (European sardine) is the source of this 1071-nucleotide messenger RNA. It is a transcript of the gene ufm1, whose product is annotated as ubiquitin-fold modifier 1. The coding region runs from base 58 to 333 and encodes 91 amino acids. Lineage: Eukaryota; Metazoa; Chordata; Actinopteri; Clupeiformes; Clupeidae. The record is from RefSeq and is a predicted model, not a curated record. Gene Ontology annotation, biological process: protein K69-linked ufmylation. The transcript is spliced from 6 exons. Gene Ontology annotation, cellular component: cytoplasm; nucleus.
GGUCCUUCCUACUUCCUGGUUUAUGGUGGAGUGGUGAUUCACUGUACAUCGUGAAAGAUGUCGAAAGUCACCUUUAAAAUCACGCUGACUUCGGAUCCGAGGCUACCUUACAAAGUGUUAAGUGUCCCUGAAGGCACCCCUUUCACGGCAGUGUUAAAAUUUGCAGCAGAAGAGUUUAAAGUCCCAGCAGCCACCAGUGCCAUCAUUACCAAUGAUGGUAUUGGAAUCAACCCAGCACAGACAGCAGGAAACGUAUUCUUGAAGCAUGGCUCAGAACUUCGAAUCAUUCCCCGAGACAGGGUGGGAGCCAGUUCUUGUCCAGACAGGAAAUGACAUCAUUUGGACAAAACAAAGUCACUUGUGUAUUUAUUUCCUGUGUCGCUAAAUGAAACCCCCCCACUGAACACACACUGUCAUCUGUUGUCAGUUGACAGAAGGCUAGGGAUGCCCUCUGGACCCUUUACAUUCUGCAAUGUUAUUCACUUGAUGUGACACAGUGCAGAUGCAACUGCAUACAAGCCUUUGAGAAAUGGUGAAAGAUUCAAUAAAUCACACAGCAAAUUUUCUUUCAGCAACAAAUAGAAUGUUGCAGCGCCACGUUAACACCACACGAUGGAUAGUGUGACCAGUGAUGUCUAAAAGAAAGUACAGAAGAAAAUGGACAAACCUCUCAUCAAAUUAUUAUUAUUAUUAUUUUUUGCUGAUUUGUUUUUAUCAGUUUUGUUUUUGUUUGUAGCCAGCGUCAUACCUCAUCAUUGGCCAUAUUCCAAACCCAACCCAAGUGCACCCACAAACAAACAUUAUCAUUCAGAUUUUGUACAUUUUUAGGUCUUUCAUCGAUCAACAAUAUAGGUUUUCUCAUUUUCCACAACCUUUCAAGGUGGACUCAAAGCAAAGGUUGACAUAACCUUCUGUAGACAUUGAUAUUGAUGCAACACUGUGGUCAAUAACCUGUUCACGGAAGUGCUUUCAUUCAGUAGCCAUUUCAAGUCUCUGGAGUCUUAAAUUUACAUAUGCAUUACAGAAGGAAAUGUUUAUGUUUGUGUAGAAAUAAACAUGUUUUGACCAUUA